This is a messenger RNA of Wyeomyia smithii (pitcher-plant mosquito), 829 nucleotides long. RefSeq lists its product as uncharacterized. Lineage: Eukaryota; Metazoa; Arthropoda; Insecta; Diptera; Culicidae. The record is from RefSeq and is a predicted model, not a curated record. Bases 256 to 744 code for a protein of 162 amino acids. The transcript is spliced from 2 exons.
UCAUAAUAAGUGAUAUUUACUUUAUUGGAUAUAAAUUAAGUUGCCUACUGAUCAGUUCCUUGAUUAUUAUAUUAAGUGUGUGUGUUGCUCUGUGAUUAGUAAUUAUCAGGUUGGGAUAAUAACGUUAACACACAAGGAUUUUGUCACGCAAAGUUUUUUUGUUCUGAAUUCAAAACAAAGGGAAUUACUGUUCAACAUUAAUCGUGAGAAUAGAAUCGUGAAAUCCAGUCCGGUGUUUGUAGAGGUUUUCACACAAUGCAACCCACCUGUCUAGCGAUCGUGCUGGCAAUCGUCGGAUCGGCGAUUGCAUUUCCGCAGAGUGAAGUUCCCGUGCCGCAGGAUGGUACUAUACUGUUAAGCAGGCCAGCUGGUGAAGCUCCACCGGAAGUAGUUGCUGCCGACUCACCCAUACAGGAACAACCCAUUCAGGUACCGAACGAAGUUCCAGCGGUCGAUCUAUCUCAAGUGAAUGAAGAUAACAGUAAUACGGAGCAGGCGGCACGCCAGAAGCGUCAAUUCGGGCUUGGCGGAGUCGGAGUUGGAGUGGGUCUAGUCGGUGGUGCAGGAUUACUUGGAGGUGGCCUCGGCUAUCCUGGAUACGGCGGAUAUGGUGGCUAUCCAGGUUACGGUUAUGGUGGAGGAUAUGGAGGAUACGGAUAUGGCGGUUAUGGCGGAUAUGGUGGUUAUGGUUAUGGCGGUCACCGCCACCACCAUCAUGGGCAUCAUCAUCAUCAUGGGUGGUAAAGACGGUUGAAUGGUUAAUGCAAAAGAACAACGAGAUUGUGAUAUUUUUUUUACAAUAAAACUAAGGCAAUGUGUAAGUAAGAAA